Aspergillus lentulus is the source of this 1173-nucleotide messenger RNA. RefSeq lists its product as uncharacterized. The record is from RefSeq and is a predicted model, not a curated record. Gene Ontology annotation, molecular function: D-alanine-D-alanine ligase activity; ATP binding; metal ion binding. Lineage: Eukaryota; Fungi; Ascomycota; Eurotiomycetes; Eurotiales; Aspergillaceae.
AUGGCUGUCAAGAUUGCAGUGCCAACGCCCAUCUUGCUACGCCUUGCGCGUAAGCAAAUUUCGACCCAAGUUGCCCCGAGACGCCUGUACAGCAGUAGAGCCCCGACAGUGGCCGUCUUGUUCCAGGAUAUUGAUCCUCCGGUCAUCAAUGGUGUCCGCAAACCUCGCAAACCAGGCGGAUAUCAGGACUCCGGGGCGGACAUUGCCUACACUCUCCAGUCCAAGGGCAUCAAGAUCAUCACUCCCGAGCCGUCACCACAAGUGUCUAAACAUGAGGGCUGGUGCUUUUCUGAUACAGAAGAUGGCAUUCUCAUGGCCAUCCGAAACGGCGCUACACAUUUAUGGGCCAAUACUAUCCUCUUUGGUUCACACCCUCUACAAACGUCCCAGAAGCUGACGCCACAAGCGUCGGAGAUCUUCGUCGUGGGACAGCCCCCUGCGCUCGUAGAGAACUGCGACGAUAAAGCGUUUCUAAACGGGAAGCUGCGCGAGCUCGGGGGCUAUACUUUGCCAUGUUUUUGGUUAUUAUCAAAAUCCAAUAAUCUGGACGAAUUUGUCCAUUCCAUAGACAGGUUCCCUGUUGUAGGGAAACCAGUCCGGGGUCGUGGAAGCCACGGCGUCAAGCUAUGUCACGAUCCAGCGCAGUUGAAGCAACACGUCGAAACCCUUCUAGAGGAGUCGCCUCUCGUGAUGGUGGAGGAGUAUCUGACCGGAGAGGAGGCCACAAUUACCGUCAUGCCUCCAUCGCCUGAGCGCCGAGAAUACUGGAGUAUGCCGCCCGUAACUAGAUUUAACCACGCCGAUGGCAUCGCUCCGUACAGUGGCGUAACCGCGGUAACCGCCAACUCCAGGGCCGUGACAGAAAAGGAGAUGGAGGAUCCAGCCUAUGGAACUAUUAUGGAGGAAAGUAAGAAGGUAGCUCAGCUUAUCAGGGCCACAGCGCCUAUCCGCGUUGAUGUCCGCCGCUUCUCGGAGAGCUCGAACUUCGCCCUUUUCGAUAUUAAUAUGAAGCCGAACAUGACUGGGCCCGGUCGUCCAGGCCGGGAAGAUCAAGCAAGCCUGACGGCGAUAGCUGCUGCUGCAAUGGGUUGGGACUACGGAACCCUCCUUCAGAAGAUCCUAGCGGGCGCUCAACCCCUGAGCGUCUUCCGCGACUAUCGCAGUCCGUUCUGA